AUGUCCACCUUCGAGCCCGUCAUCGUCAUCGAUGGCAAAGGCCACCUCCUCGGUCGCCUCGCCAGCACCGUCGCCAAACAACUCCUCAACGGCCAGAAAAUCGUCGUCGUCCGCUGCGAAGCCCUCAACAUCUCCGGCGAGUUCUUCAGAGCUAAGCUGAAGUACUCGGCCUUCAUGCGCAAACAAACCCGCUACAACGCCACCCGCGGCGGCCCUUGGCACUACCGCUCCCCCUCCAAGAUGUUCUGGCGCACCGUCCGCGGCAUGAUCCCCCACAAAACCGACCGUGGCGCCAAAGCCCUCGAGCGCCUGAAGGUCUUCGAGGGUGUACCGCCCCCUUACGACCGCAAGAAGAGGAUGGUGGUGCCGCAGGCCCUGCGCGUGUUGAGGUUGAAGCCGGGCAGGAAGUACUGUACGGUGGGCAGACUGGGACAUGAGUUUGGGUGGAAGUACAGGGAUGUGGUUGCUAAGCUCGAGGAGAGGAGAAAAGUCAAGGGCCAGGCGUACUAUGAGCGCAAGCGUGCGGUAAGGAAGACGCUGGCCGAUGCCAAGCAGAAUGCCACUGGUGAGGCUACCACGGAGCUCGAGCAAUACGGCUACUAG
Messenger RNA from Recurvomyces mirabilis, 603 nucleotides. It is a transcript of the gene RPL16A, whose product is annotated as 60S ribosomal protein L16A. Bases 1 to 603 code for a protein of 200 amino acids. The transcript has 4 exons. Gene Ontology annotation, molecular function: mRNA binding; structural constituent of ribosome. NCBI's taxonomy places the organism in Eukaryota, Fungi, Ascomycota, Dothideomycetes, Mycosphaerellales, Teratosphaeriaceae. Gene Ontology annotation, cellular component: cytosolic large ribosomal subunit; ribosome. Gene Ontology annotation, biological process: translation; negative regulation of translation. The record is from RefSeq and is a predicted model, not a curated record.